AUGAAGGGGAAAUGUGCAGCCAGAUAUUUUAAGAGUAUAAUUGAAAAAAAAAUAUGUAAUACAAUAUAUUUUCAAGUAAAAAGACAGUUUAUUAAUGUACCUAAAUUAAAAACAUUACAAUAUAUGGAAAUUGAGAAUGUGAGAAAACACGCAGAAUUAUGUAAAAAAAAAAAUAUAAAAACAAAAUAUAUUUGGGAUAAUAUAUUAUACACACUUGUAUUAAAAUUGUGUAAUAACGAAAUAAAAAAUUAUGUUGAUUUUAUGAUCAUAUUAAAAUUAUUAAGUAAAUAUAUUUCUUUAGAAGAUAAGGUAUUAAAUUUUAUAUGCGAAAAAUUAGAACAUGAAAUGUAUAAACUAGCGAUAAGAGAAUUAAGCUUACUUUUAUUAAUAUUAAAAAAAAAUAAAUAUGAUAAUCCCUAUUUUAUUAAUUUAAUUACUAAAUCGAUUUUAAUGAGAAUGAAUAAAAAUAUGUCUUAUAAAGACUUAUCUUUAAUAAUUUAUAGUUUGUCAAAAAAUAUACAUAUAACUGAGAAAGUAUAUACAAAUGAUAUGUUUAAUUUAACGAUUUUAAAAAUUUAUAAUGAAUUUCAAAAUAUAAAUUUCCAUUCUUUGUCAUUAUUUUUUUAUUCUUAUAGUUUAUAUUUUUUAAACAAUACUAAUUAUUUAAAUUCCUUUUUUUAUAUUAUUAAAAAUUUUAUAAAAAUUAUCAAAAAAAAUAUUUAUCAUUUUAAUUCAACAGAUUUAAUGUUUACAUAUAUAUCCACAUUACACAUUUAUAAUUCAUUCAUUAAAACAAAUAUUUCUCCCAAUUGUGAUCAUAAUAUUUCAUUUAUUACUCCACCAAAAUAUCUACAACCUUCAAGCUUUAAUUUGUUAUAUACUAAUGUAAAGAAAUUACAAAAUAAUGAGAAGAAAAGUACUGACUUACAAACUUGUUAUGAAGAAAAUCCAAUCACAAAUAUUAAUAAUAGUUCUAUAAUAAACUCAAAAUAUGUUUUAUCAAAUGCCCAAGUGGGUGAACACACUUGUUUAUCUAAUGAAGAGGUAAAGGAAAUUAAAUUUAGACAAACAAAUUCAGAGUUAGAAACAAAUAAAACCGAACUAAAAACUUACGAAAGAAAUGAUGAAAAGAAUAAACAAACAUUAGAAGAUUUAAUGAAAAUUAUACAUACAGUAAUAGUAGAAAAAUUAAAAAGUUUUAAAAUCGAGGAAGUUAUAAAUAUUUUAUAUGCCUCUUUAAAUAAAAAUCUUACAAUUAAUAAAAAAUAUUUCAAUUUUUUUAAAAAACGAAGAAUAAAUAUAAAUGAUUAUAUUAAUGUUUAUAUAAAAUCGGAUUAUAGAGAACUUGAAACAGUUCAAGAAAAGUUUCUAUCAAAGGAAGAAGAAGAAAAAAUAGUGGGUAUUCCCAUACCCAAUAAUUCUUCUAAUGAAGUAUAUGAUGAUAAUUAUAUAUUACAAAUUGUUAAUCCAAAUUUAGAUAUUGAUAAUUUUACUAAUAUAAUAAUAGAUGAAAUAAUUUAUCGAAAUGAAUGUUUAAGUGUAAAACAAAUAAUUUUAUUACUUUAUUUGCUAAGGAAAUCGAAUUUGAUGUUUAUAAGGUUUGAAAAAAUAAUAUUAAAACGAUUAGUUUGUUUAGAAAAACAAUUAAAUAAAAAUGAAAUUAUGUUUAUAUAUCAGCACCUCUUUUUAAGAACAUGCUUAUUUGAUGAAUUAAAAAGAUAUCCUAUCAAAAUUUGUGAACAAGCAGAAAAUAAUUUCUUAAUUUGUGUUGAUAAAAAUAAUGAAAAGGAAAACGAAUGGAAAAAUGAAAACGAUGACAAUGAUAAAGAAAAUGGGAAACGCCUUAUCAAUAGUAACCAAAAUGAAGAAGACACUUAUUAUAUGAUUGAUGACCCAUUUUAUUUAGAAAAAAAAAAAAAACGAGACAAAAUAAAAAUAUUUGUACAUAAUAAUUACAUCUCUAAAUAUCCUGCAUAUGCUAUACAUAAUGAUCAAUAUGAAAAAUGUUUAAACGAAAAAAAAAAUAAUAUGAAAUAUUUUAUAGAUUUUAUCAAAUUAAAAAAUGAAAUAGAAAAAAAUAUAAUUUCAAAAGAAAUCGGAUUAACACAUAACCAAAUGGAAAAUUUUGAAAAAAUUUCAAACAAUAAUGAAAUAUCUGGAGGUAGACAAACUGAUAAAUCUCAUAGUAUCAUAAAUAGUCAGAUCAAUACCAAUGUUGAAAAAAUACAUGAUACCAUUUUAUCUUCAAGCAAAACAAAUAUUCUUAAUAAUAGAGAAGAAACUUAUAAAGGAAUUUUUUAUAAUUUAUAUUUAGAUAUAUAUAAAAUAGUUAGUAUAAAGUUAUUACACAAUUUAAAGAACGAAAAAUUAUCAAACUAUGAUAUUAUUGACAUAUUAUGCAUUUAUGAAAAAUUAAAUGUGCGAGAUUAUAGGAUUAUAAAAUAUAUGUAUAACUUAAAAAAAGAUAUUUUAUAUAUGCCUAAUAGUUAUAUAAUAAAAAUUAUGAACAUAAUUUUAAAGUUUAAUUUAUAUAGUAUAUUAAAAUAUUUAAAUAUUAAUCAAAUAAUUGAAUUUAUUAAUUUUAACUCAAUAAAUGAAUGUCUUGAUUUUUUACUAUUAGUUGGUAUGUUACAAUUACGUAAUGACACAUGUCCCAAUCCAAAAAAUAAUGUACUAUCCUUAAAUGCUAAAAAUAUGAUUUCCUAUCUUUUAAAAAAUAUUAACCAAGUAAAAAAUUUAAAUAAAAUGCAAAAAGUUAAUAUAACAAAAGUAUAUAAUUUUUUGCCUUUAAAAUUUUAUAAAUUAUUUAAAAAUUAUGGAAAUAUUCAAAAUAUAAAUAAAAGACUGAACGAAGAAAAAGAGAGUAACAAUCUUUUGCUAAAUAAUUUGUCACACACAUUAUGCGAAGAAUUGCCAGAAGGUAACUUAAAAAAUGUUACUACUUUUAAUGUAGAUGAUGUUAAUUUAAAAUAUGUAAAUAUUGAAACAUGUAAUUAUUAUAUCGAAGGUAUAAAGCAUAUUAAAACGUUGAACUAUCUUAAAAAGUAUAAUAUUUCAAAGGAUUAUUUACACACGUUUAGGGAUAUUAAAGAUGAAAUAUAUCAAGACCUUUUAUUAAUGUAUAAUACAAAUUUAGAAAUAUAUAAAAAUAUUAACAUAUCAAAUUUUAUGUUUCCAUUGGCUAUUAAUUUACUAACUAUAAAUAAUGAUGAGAAUGCAAUUAAAUUAAAAAAAGAUGAUGACCAUAAAUAUAUUAACGAUAUUACUGAAAUAAAUAAAAAUAACUUUCUUAUUAUUGAUAUUUUAUAUAAUUAUAAUUUUUAUUACUCAUUAAAUAGUAAUAAAGAAAACCAACUUAAAAAAAACAAUGUCUACAUGUCUUACUAUAGUAGCCAUAUAAAUAAAAAUAACAAAAGAAUAGUCAACUAUGAAAAAUAUAUUAUAUAUAGGCUAAUCAAAAAAAGAGGAUACAAUUAUAUUUCUAUUGAUGCUAAAACAUAUGUGAAAAAUAAAAAAAUAAAUCCCGAUAAUAGUUUAAAUAAAAAUUAUAUAAACAAUUUAAUAUUCGAUUUAAUGAAAAGACAAAAAAAAAGAAAUCUUUAUUCUAUACAGAGAAAUAAAAACCCAUUUAAAACUCAUAAAAUAUUAUCUUUUCAUUUAAAAAAUCAAAUAAACAAAAAAAUUAAUUCGAUAAAAAAAGUUCGUCAAUUUUCAUAUCCAUCAUUUUAUAUGCAAAAUAAAAGGAAAAAGACGGAAAACAGAAAAACAUAUAUGGAAACAAAAACUAAUACAACGAAUUUUGUUAAUGAAACAGAACAAGCUAAGACAACAGGGAAGCUCCCAUCAAAUCAUUUGUCUAAGCUAAGGAACAUGUUCCAGUUUGCGUAA
Molecule: messenger RNA, 3888 nt
Organism: Plasmodium vinckei vinckei
Lineage: Eukaryota; Apicomplexa; Aconoidasida; Haemosporida; Plasmodiidae
Product: conserved Plasmodium protein, unknown function
Exons: 1
Coding region: 1-3888 (1295 amino acids)
Source: RefSeq, a predicted model, not a curated record